Molecule: messenger RNA, 1404 nt
Organism: Camellia sinensis
Lineage: Eukaryota; Viridiplantae; Streptophyta; Magnoliopsida; Ericales; Theaceae
Product: P-loop containing nucleoside triphosphate hydrolases superfamily protein
Biological process (GO): pyrimidine nucleotide biosynthetic process; 'de novo' pyrimidine nucleobase biosynthetic process
Molecular function (GO): ATP binding
Source: RefSeq, a predicted model, not a curated record
CCAGUCCAUUCAAACAAAUAUGCCCUUGUUUUAUAAUGUUACGACGUCAGAGUGAGCACAUUACAAUGCACAAAGUUCAUAAUCUCCACAUGGCACGGGAAGCGCUCGACGUAAUGCCUCACUGAAUCAAUUUCGAACUCAACUCAACUGUGCGAUCGCACAUAGAGAGAGAGAGAGAGAGAGAGAGGGAGAAGAAGAAGAAGAAGAAGAAGAAGAAGAAGAAGAGUGAAGAAACAAGAGAUGUGGAGGCGCGCGACUCUACUUUCUUCACUGUUACCUUCAUCGAAAGCAUCGGUUCUUAACCAGAUGCAGGUAGCCUAUGGAUUGAAGAUUUGGGAAGCAUUCAGUACAGAUAUCUUGACACCGGAAAAAGGUCGAAUUCCCAAGAAAGAGAAACCUCCGUUCAUAACUUUUGUUUUGGGAGGCCCUGGUAGCGGAAAAGGUACACAGUGUGCUAAGAUUGUUGAGAACUUUGGAUUCACACACUUAAGUGCUGGAGAUCUGUUACGGAAUGAAAUAUCUUCCAAUAGUGAGAAUGGUGCCAUGAUUCUUGACACAAUCAGGGAAGGAAAAAUUGUUCCUUCUAAUGUAACAGUCAAACUGAUCCAAAGGGCAAUUGAAUCAAGUGAUAAUGAUAAAUUCCUCAUUGAUGGUUUCCCACGGACUGAAGAGAACCGUAGGACAUAUGAACGAAUUAUGCAGAUUGGAGCAGAACCGAACAUUGUGCUUUUCUUUGAUUGCCCUGAAGACGAGAUGGUGAAACGAGUGCUAAGCCGUAAUCAGGGGCGAGUUGAUGAUAAUAAAGAUACAGUCAGAAAGCGUCUUGAAGUGUUUACAUCUUUAAAUCUUCCUGUUAUCAACUACUAUUCUCAGAAAGGAAAACUUUACAAGAUUCGUGCUGUAGGAACAGAAGAUGAGAUAUUUGAACAAGUUCGCCCGAUUUUUGCUGCAGUUGAGGUGCUGAAAUGAACAGAAGUUGAAUGAGGUGAAGAAACGAAGAACCCUGUUGUUUUUCUGCAAAGACGAUAAUGGGGAUACGAACAAAUUUCAUUUUUGCUCUGCCACCAUCCCUAUCUCUCCUAACAGUCACUUAAAAUGGUGCACGUGUUGUAAUGAAAUUUGUGCAUCGUUUCAGCUCAACCUGGUUUGCAUGGUCCUACUGCAGGAAAGGUCCAUCUGAUAUCCGUUGCCUUUCAGUAAGAGCUAGAUAUAAUCUCAUUACAGUAUAUCCAUAAGAGGCAUUUUAUUUUGAAAGCUUUGUAUCCGAUGCAUUUCAAAUGCCAUGGAAUAAGGAAAUUUUGAUUUCCCUAACAUCUACAGAGUUUGUUUUCAUUAAUCUAUAUUGGUUCAUGAGAAGUAAUCUCAACAAACAAAAAAAAAAAUGGUAUAUCAGUUCAUGAUCCA